Messenger RNA from Euleptes europaea (tarantolino), 1167 nucleotides. It is a transcript of the gene CCDC34, whose product is annotated as coiled-coil domain containing 34. The record is from RefSeq and is a predicted model, not a curated record. Lineage: Eukaryota; Metazoa; Chordata; Lepidosauria; Squamata; Sphaerodactylidae. The coding region runs from base 1 to 1086 and encodes 361 amino acids. The transcript is spliced from 7 exons.
AUGGCGCCCAGCGCGCCCGGUGAUUGGUGGAGCCGGCUGGGCCGCGGGGGCGGCUGGGAGCUGCGGCUUUCAAAGCGGCGGCGUCAGAUCCGUGUCGCCGCCAUGCCCGUUUCCGCGGCCCCGAAGAGCGGGCCGGAGGCCGACUGUCCCACCCGAGCCUCCCCUGCUAGCUCCGAAGACGAGGAGGCCGGGAAGUCCUCCACUUCCUCCCUGUUCUCCCCAAGUUUCCAUCAAAGUUGCCCAAGAUUACACCGCAAGGAGUCAGAGGAAGAUGCAACACCAGCUAGCAAGGGAAUGAGCAUCUCUCAAAGGAGUAAACACCAUAGUGUCGAAAGAAUUAGAAAUAAAACACAACAAGAUCAGUCACCUGUGGCAGAUAAUCUCUCACCUUGGGAAGAGUGGUUCCUUUGCAAAGAAAAAGAGCUACGUGCUCGCAUGCAAGCACAAGCUAUGGAGGAGCUAAAUGUGCAAAUGCAGAAAACAAAGGAAAAACAGGCCCGUGAAAAGAAAAAAAUAAUUGCUGAAGUGAAACACAAAGAAUGGGUCCAGAAAAAAAAUGAAGAGGUGAAAAGGGAAAAGAGAGCAAGGGAACUUAAGCUUAGUAAAGAGAUUGCAGAAAAAGCAGCCAAGGAAUUUGAAAAAGCACAGUUGAAGGAAAAAGCAAAAGAGAUGUAUGAAGAAUGGCUAAGGAAAAAGAGAUCAGAAGAAGUGCUGAAGAAGAAAGAAGAGAAGGAAAAAGAAAGACAGAUGGAAGCUGAAUUACAGCAGAAAAAAGAAAAAUCGGAGAAGAUGUUCAAAGAAUGGCUGGAAACUACUAGAAAUAAGCCCCGCCCAGCAUCAGCUAGCUAUGCCUAUGCCCAUGGGAAACUUACUGGAUAUCCAGAUGGAAAUGCCUAUCCAGCUCCAGCCUUUUACAACCCAAUACCUUGGAAACCAAUCGUUGUGCCUCCUUCUAAAGAAGAGAAGUAUGUUUCAAUGAAGAAAAAUAAGAGGCCUGUGUCGAGUCAUGCAUAUAAAUCGCCUCCAGUGUUUUUUCAUAAAGCCAAGAACAAACUCUAUAUUGUGCCACGCAUAAAUCAGAGAUAGCACAGUGUUGUAUUAGGUCUUUUACUAUAAUUAAACACAAUAUUAUACUUUAAAAUGUAUUUUAAGGCCAAAUUUGUAAGC